Messenger RNA from Hypoxylon fragiforme, 3279 nucleotides. RefSeq lists its product as uncharacterized. Lineage: Eukaryota; Fungi; Ascomycota; Sordariomycetes; Xylariales; Hypoxylaceae. The coding region runs from base 1 to 3279 and encodes 1092 amino acids. The record is from RefSeq and is a predicted model, not a curated record. The transcript is spliced from 3 exons.
AUGGCUACCCAUCAAAAGAGUAGUGAUGAUAACCCGAACCUUUCCUACCUUUCCUACCUUUACUCUAUCUUGAAAAGAGCCCAAGAAAAUGAUUGUGCGGUUACGACAUAUCAACUAACCAUAGCCAAGUUUCGCCUUAGAUAUAGCAACACUAUAUCUCAGAUCAGGAUUGAACCUGGUGCUGAACUCGACAUCUCGUCCAUAAAGCCACCCAAAAACACCCCACGGUUCCUACUCUCGCAACUGGAAGCACAGGAGCUCGCUGACCUCGAUAGCAUCCCUGUUCCGAUAUCAGCAGCCCUUCUUGUUUCUUGCGAGUUCUUGACCAAAGACUUUGCUGGGACCGACACGCCCCCGUUUCUCACCCUUUUCCAAUACUACCAUCCAAAGCACUACCGCACCUAUUACCUCUUCGCGUAUCACAACCGCUCAAUGGAGUCCCGAACUUACACCGUCCAAGAGCUUCUCCAGCUCAGAGAUACCAUUUCUCAUGCCACGCUGAACAAGCUCAAGGCGAACCACGAAGUUGCGGACCUUAUCAAGGAUAAAGCCAAGAUGACAUCGACCCAGAACCGGGUCCAGAAUCGACACCUUGAGAAGGUUAAUGGGGAUGCCUCUUCUUCUGCUGAAGAGAGCGACGAGAUCCUUUUCAAAGGAAAGAAUAAGCCCCGGGGUGAGUGGCGAUACCGAGGACGCGCAGGAUCCGAAGCCGUUUCGAACGAACCAAUCGGCGCUCCUGCAGGGAAAGAGGCCCAGAAAGCCGAGGGAUUCCAGAGGUUUUUCAAGGCUGUAGUCUCUCCUACCCAUGUUCGAGUUACCGCCGGUGGUAGGAUUGUACCCAACAACCGUGGCUCCGUAUCCCCUAGCGCCAAGUGGGAUAAAGAGCACGGAACAAAUGGUGCAUCGGAGUCUCUGGCAUCACCCAGAGACGAGAAGCUUGACGUUAGAAAUAGCACCACUGCCCAGUUGUCUCACCCAUUGAUCUCGCCAUCGUUACCUGGCGGUCAUAGCCUGUUUCCCCAUAUGGGGUUGUCCAUGCCUAUAUUCACCGUUCCUCACGGAAUUCCCAUGGCCUACGGCCUACCGAUACCUCAUCUUGCUCAUCCCGCAAUGACAUUAUCGGCACCCAUGAAGAGCGAAAAGCAUACCGAGGAGCAAGAGAGAGAUGUCGUCAAGACCCAAGAUGGUGCCGGUGAUAAGAAGCCGAAACCUGCGCCCAUUAAGAUCAUGCCCCGAGACCAAUCCGACAUGAAUCGGCCGUUCUAUAGCAAUGGCAAUGUUAUUUACCCAGCCCCGUAUGGGCCAGCGCAUGGCCAAAUGCCAAUGAUGCUUCCAAGCCCGUACUUCCCACAUGGCAUGGUUGGAACUCCGGCCCUUAUAAGCCCUCAUUCAGGAUCUGCAGGCCAUCAACCCACUGCUAUGCCUCUGUAUGGCCCCGCAACUGUUCCUCAGUCGCACUUAUACGCGCCCCAUAGUGCGGGCAGUGACUCCAGGCCACCACAGCCUCCCGCCGCCCUCAAGCAAGGUGUUCCGCCUCAUAUUACAUCGAUCCGACCUAGCGAAAUCACAAAGCGCCAGCUUGAUUCACUUCGAACUUCUCUCAAGUACUACGAGGAUCAAUUGCAGUACAAUAAACACCAGAUCGAUGAGAAGUUCACCUUAGAACAGGCAGAAAAGGUCAGACAGAGUGUGCAACAUUUCGAGCACAACUACAGAAUGCAAUUGAACUUCGAGGCCAUACAUUAUCCACAGAUCCCCCCGAGCUCGGCAGGUUCAACUCAGCGUGGAACAUUUUGGAAGGCCGCGUCACAGCCUUCUAGUAUCAGAAGCCGCCGAGCAGCCAAUGCUUCUCAGAGUAGCUCCGUUAGUGGCCGAAAUGUGAACCUUUUCAAGGCUUCGUCCGACCAAAGCACCGCAAGACAUGGUGGUAAUCGUGGCCUAAAAGGAGUUGGGAUCAAUGCCAGUAAAGAAGGUCAGGGGCCGUUCGCAAUAGAUCCUGCGCUAGAAUUACUCAUACAAGCAAACAUGAAGAAUGGGUAUGGGCUUGAUGAAUCGAUGAAGAACACUGCUUCAUCCACUGAUAAUUCUGUGGCACCGCAACUGAAUGCUGGAAUCUCACCAAUGUACACACCUCAGUCCGGAGAGUUUCAUCCGGGAGUACAGGCAGGGUUUUCCGGAUAUGAUGUCAACGGAUGGCAAUCAGCUGGCAUGCCACGUUUUGACCAGCAAGGUACCUGGAAUAGUGUUCAAGCUGCUAGCACGUAUCCGGCCAACGGCGCCGUGGCAGCGAACACCCAACCGCCAACGACGAGCUUCGUUCAUAACAGCUACGGUCAACCGUACCUUAUUGGAACAUUGCCUCGAGGGGUUAGUGCCUACCAUGCCCGUGCGAAGGAUUAUGUCUACUCGCGAGAGCUAACCGACGCGGAGAAGGAGGCUCGCAGUAACUACUGGGGUCGUGUUCCCAACGUGGGAUUGGGUUUGCCUAAGUUCGACGGCAAGGACUUUUACCCACCCUCUCCUGUCAAAGCCAAGAGAGGUACCGAUGAUUUAUCGCAGUCCAGCGCGCGACACGCCUUGAGCUCUGGUGGAGCUGUCGUUGACUACCAUAUUCAUGCCCGGCCGGCCGAGAACGACCCCUUCCAGGUCAGUCGCGAGCCUCAGUCCAUCCGAUCGCAAGAAAAAGGCCAGAGAUAUAGCAAGGCGAUACCAAUCGUGGCACCUAACGAUGUCAGCCGAGGAAAUGUAUCCAAGAUAACAAACCGUUCUCCGCCAGCAUCGGUGGAUGAUAGCAGCACCGCAGGCCUUAGCAAACAGAUGAGCGGUAUGAAGGUCUCAUCACCGACCAAGUUGCCCGGAUAUCUAGUAGCGGAGCAAGUCGAGGACUUAGACAACCGACGGGCUUUAGAUCGAUCUAGUACCAAGUCCAGCCGUGAACUAUGGCAGACCAUGUUCAAGAAGGGAUCUGCCAGUGGAUCCGCACUCCCCGGUGCCGUCUCCUCCACCACUGCUACGGGAUAUCUGCCACCAUACCAUGGACACGCGGCUGCAUCCCUUGGACCAGCUAUAUCCAACGUGAGCAAUAGUUCCCCACGUGGCUCACCUGAAGCUGGAGACAAGCCAGUGGAGAACGACAGUCUUCAGGUACCAACAGAGAAGGUUGAUGAGAAUUGCCCGCCGAAUGAGACUCGCUCGGCCGACUAUGAUCCCGUAAAGGAUGUACACGAGCGUAUGCUUCGCGACGCGGAACGACGAGGAGUAAUUGGCUCGGAGUGGUGA